Pogoniulus pusillus (Red-fronted tinkerbird) is the source of this 2400-nucleotide messenger RNA. It is a transcript of the gene RNF139, whose product is annotated as ring finger protein 139. The transcript is spliced from 2 exons. The coding region runs from base 166 to 2169 and encodes 667 amino acids. Lineage: Eukaryota; Metazoa; Chordata; Aves; Piciformes; Lybiidae. The record is from RefSeq and is a predicted model, not a curated record. Gene Ontology annotation, cellular component: endomembrane system; endoplasmic reticulum. Gene Ontology annotation, molecular function: zinc ion binding. Gene Ontology annotation, biological process: ERAD pathway.
GAGAGCGCAGAGCAACAUGGAGGCAGCGACGGCGCGGCGGGGGGCCCGGGCGGCGGGUGCGGGACGGUAACGAGCCCGCCGCCCGCCCUCCACUCCCCACACCUGCCCCUUUUGGCUUUUUAAGAGGCGGGAUAGGGGGGGGUGUUGGCUGCCUUCUCGCAAGGGAUGGCGGCCCCGGGCCCUCCGCGGCUUCCGUGGCUGCGGCUGGGCCCGCGGCUACGGGCCGGGCUGGAGGUCGCGCUGCGGGUGCCCAGCCUGUUCCUCAUCGACGCCAUCUUCAACUCGUCCCCAGUGCCGGGGGGCUCCCUGUGCGCCGCGCUCCUGGGCGUGCUGCUGCGGCUGCUGGGUGUCUUUGUAUCCAGUGUUGUUCUGGUCUUACAACAGCGAGCACUUUUCAAGUUUUAUAUGAUCGCCUCUGCAUUUCUGCUGGCUGUGACUUCAGUGUUAGUGAAUUACUAUGCUUCUUUGCACAUAAACUUCUACAGUGCCUACUACACUGCUGCAUUUGGGAUUCAGAUCUUCCCGCAUAAAGGACCUUCGCUAUGGAUGGCACUUUCCAUCCUUCAGCUUACCUUUGGAAUUGGAUAUGUUACAUUGCUAAAUGUGCAGUCCAUAUACUCUCAACUCAUCAUCCUGGAUAUACUGAUUCCUGUAAUUGGCUUGAUCAUUGAGUUACCUUUAAAUGUCCGUCAGAUACUAGUUUUCAUUUCAGGCCUAGUUCUGACACUAAAUACCACAGUCAUUUUAGUUAAGAAGAUGAAGUGGUUCUAUUACUCGGUGCGGUAUGUGUAUCUGCUGGUGAGGCACAUGUAUCGCAUUUAUGGAUUACAGCUAUUGAUGGAAGAUACAUGGAAGAGGAUUCGGUUUCCAGCUGUACUGCGUGUCUUCUGGCUAACCAGGCUUACGGCGCAAGCUGCGGUAUUAACAUAUGUUGUAAAGAUGGCUGAAACUAACGCAGAAGAAAAAUUCUUCCUGAUAUCAUGGGAUAACUGCUGGGAACUGAUCUGCAGUCUGAUCAUAAGUGGCUGUGACUCUACCUUAACUGUGUUAGGCAUGAGUGCCGUCAUUUCUUCAAUAGCUCAUUAUUUGGGACUGGGUAUCUUGGCCUUCAUCGGAUCAACUGAUGAGGAUGACAAAAGGCUUGGUUUUGUAGCACCUGUCUUGUUUUUCAUUUUGGCUCUGCAGACUGGUUUAAGUGGACUGAAGCCAGACGAACGCCUAGUUCGCCUCAGUCGCAACAUGUGCCUUUUGUUGACCGCAGUCCUGCAUUUUAUCCACGGAAUGACAGACCCUGUGCUGAUGUCUCUCAGUGCCUCCCACGUGUCAUCGUUCCGCAGACACUUCCCUGUACUGUUUGUUUCCGCUUGCCUUUUCAUCCUUCCAGUUUUGCUCAGCUACGUCCUCUGGCACCACUAUGCACUAAACACCUGGCUUUUUGCAGUUACAGCCUUCUGUGUAGAGCUUUGCCUAAAAGUAAUAGUUUCUAUUACUGUUUAUAUAUUGUUUAUGAUUGAUGGCUACUAUAAUGUGCUAUGGGAGAAACUUGAUGAUUAUGUCUAUUAUGUUCGUUCAACUGGCAACAUAAUUGAGUUUAUAUUUGGAGUAAUCAUGUUUGGAAAUGGAGCUUACACCAUGGUUUUUGAGUCAGGAAGCAAGAUCCGUGCUUGCAUGAUGUGUCUACAUGCAUACUUUAACAUCUACUUGCAAGCCAAGAAUGGCUGGAAGACUUUCAUAAAUCGCCGAACUGCUGUUAAGAAGAUAAACUCACUUCCAGAGGUGAAAGGAAGUCGGUUACAGGAAAUAGAUGAUGUCUGUGCAAUCUGCUACCAUGAGUUCACCACCUCUGCUCGUAUUACUCCAUGCAACCAUUACUUUCAUGCACUUUGUCUUCGGAAGUGGCUGUACAUUCAGGACACUUGCCCGAUGUGCCAUCAGAAAGUGUACAUUGAGGACAAGGAAAAUGCCAAUAUCUCUAAUAACAACGGGUUUGUGGCACCAAAUGAAAAUCCUGUACAGGUUGCAGAAGCAGGUGCUGAUGCUGAAAAUGGACUAAAUGAUGACAAUGACAGUUCUGAUAGUGAUGAGGAAAAUGGUGACUGUGUGGCCCAGCACUUGAAUGAGACUGUUAAUGUUGACUCUAACUCUCUUGGUGAUCAAGAUGCCCUUUAGGCCGUGAGGUAUUUGUUUCAGAUUGAGUUCAACAGAAUAAAAGCAUCACUUUGUAGUUAUUGUAUUUAAGCACAACAGCAGUAUCUCAGUGUUGAAUCUGUGAAUGGUGGUUGUUUACUGUGGUGUGUGCUACUGUAAAUAUACCUCUAAUUUUUGCUGGUCUCUUUCACGACCACCUUAAACUUAUGUACAUUAUUGUACAUGGAAUAAAAUGUUUUCACAUGUUUCUAA